AGUUCGGUAAUGGUCUCCGUCCCACUAUGACUCAACGUUACUGAGGUUCUGUAUGUGCUGGAAGGUACACACAAGGAGAGUCUUCCUUGGGAGCACCGUGGUGCCGCUACCAGAGCUGCAGCAGCCCGGGUACUGUUCGUGGAGUUUGCACGUCCCUAUCACCGCGUGGAUUUCCUCUGAAUGCUCCAGUUGCCUCCCACGUCCCAAAGACCGCUGUAGAUUGGUGCUACUGUGGGGAGUGGUAGAACAUGGGGGAAGUUGAUGAGGAUGCGAAGAGAAUGAAAUGCGAUUAGUGUAAAUAGGUGCUUGAUAGUCGGUGUGCACUUGGUGGGCCGGUUGCUGUGCCGUAUGUCUAUGGCUCUACCAUCAUCCAGGCCACAACAAUGUCAUGAUGCCCGUUGGCAAUUUGUGUAGCCACAACUUAGGCGCCAUGUGGUGUCCAUAGUCCAUCUGGGUCACUCUCCGCUCGGAGCUCUUACACACUCCGUCCUGACCGACCAGUACCCGUAAAAAGUGGCUGUGUGAAGACUUACAACCUCCGCCCAAAACGACUCCUUAACUUUGUCGGCGUGGCCUGUGACGGAACGGCUGAGUCGGAGCGGAGCCGCCCCGCCCCCAACCCCGCCUGCUCGUCGUGCGCGGCUCUCGGCGCAGGUCGGCCUGUGGAAACCCGCUGCGCUUCGGCCGACUGACCCUACCCACCAGCUGCGGCCGGAAGGUGGACGGCGGCAAGGUGAAUGUUCAUAUCCCUUGUGCAAAUCAGAGUACGGCUGUCCUUUUUCCAUUGUAUCACCUGAUUGGUAUGUAGCUUGCUGUCUUAGAGCUGGAAAAGCAGUGCAACUUGUUCAUUUCCCCAAAGAACCUAGGGAAAUAGUCACAAUAUUUAAAGAACAGAAAGAAUAUUCAAAAAGGAAGACUCUCCAACACUUCCAGUGUAAUAAACUACUUCACUAUGGAUCCACAAACAGCAGUGAUACACCAAAAGGAGUCUGCAAGACAAAAUGAAGAAUGUGCUGCUGAGUUUAAUGCUAACGAAAAAUUGGAAACUGAAAAGCUAAAUUACAGUUCCGGACAUUUAACCUGUGUGCAUUGUGAUUUUACAUAUACAGAUCAUGAAAUUUUGGAAAAGCACCUUAGUUCAAUUCAUCCUGAAUUCUCUGACUUAACAAAUAUUGUGAUUUAUCAGAAAACUGCCAAAUUGUUUCAUUGUCAGUUGUGUUUCUUUACAAACAAAGUGUAUAGUGAUGUUUAUAAUCAUGUUGCAACACAACACCCAAAAUUGAGCAAGAGUGAAGUGGCUUCCCAAAUAAAAGAGCCUAAUGAAGGAACAGGCAGUGAAACAAAUAAACAGCCACGAGCCACAAAGAGAAAGCUAAAAGAAUCCAAAGCCAUUGAGAAAGGAAAAUCUACAAAAAGGAGAAGAAGAGGACGAAGAAAACGUACAGAAACGACUGUGAGCGCAAUUGAAAUAAAACCUACAAAACCAGCAGAGACAGGCUUGAGUACAGUUGAAGGACAACCUGUUAAGAGAAAACCCGGAAGACCAAAGCGUAAGAUAGAAGAAACAAAAAUUGAUUUCAACUGUGCAAAAUGUGGAACUCGGUUUGGUAGUCUUAAUGAAUUAAAUAUCCAUAAUUGUCAGAAGAAGAAGCUGAAGGAUUCCAACGCUCCACCAUUUGAGUUUGAGUAUUGCGAUUAUAGUGGUCGAUACCCAACUCAGUAUGGAUCUACCCGUAAAUCAACAGUUUCAAAUAACAAUUCUAAAGAGCCAGUAGGUUUGAACAAACCUGAAAAGUCAGCAGUCUUGAAUAAUCCUGAGAAACUGACCAUUUCAAAUAAUCCUGCAGUUUCAAAUAACCUCAAAGAAUUGACAAAAUCAAAUGAUGCCAAAAAGCUGACAACUUCGCAAGAUCCAGUAGAGACAUCUGAAGAAAAAGAUUAUGCAAAAAGUUUACAAGAAAAUGUUAAGUAUGUCAGAGGAACCUUUUACUGCAAUUCUUGUAAAUUCCAUUGCAAAAGCAAAAGUAGUGCCCUGUAUCAUGUCGUACGGGUACAUGACAAGCCUUAUCCUUAUAAGUGUGGUGAAUGUGGAAGAUGCUUUGUUAUGGACAAGGAGCUUAAACGGCAUAUGUCAGUUCAUACUGGAGAAGCUUAUUACAAAUGUUCUAAAUGCGACUUUGAAUCUGAUUAUGCCAGAGCAUUUAAGAAUCAUGAAAAGCAGUGUACUGCUCAGCAGAGAGGAGAUAAUUGUUCAGAAAAUAUCGAUGCUAAGAAGCAGCAGAAUACACCACAAGAGAUAAAAUCAAUCAGCUCGGAAUCGCCUUCAGUCCAGCCUCCCAGUUUUAGUAAGGAAGAAGUACCACCACCGGAAAAGUCUGUGACAAAAUUAGAAUCUUCAGAAGCUGUAUUAUCAGCAGAAGAAGGAAAAAAAUGUAUAGAACUGAGUGCAGGCCAGGUACAAGCCUCAAAGUUACAACAUUUGGAAGCAGAAGAGCCUACAGUAGCUCAUCAACCAGAUUCUGUAUCUUCAAAGGAUAACAUAUCUUGUCAUGAAUGUGGAAAGACAUUUGAAGAACAGGACAUGUACCAAAAGCACAAAGUUCUCCAUGCAGUACAAAAGCCACUAAUUUCUGAGUUCACCCGUGAUGUAUCAGUUUCGAAUGAUGUGGAAAAAAAUACAGAAAGAAAAACAUUCAGUUGUGUUCCUUGCAAUGUCAAGUAUCAAAGUGAAGAGGAUUUACAGCACCAUCUGAUUAUUCAUAAACCAAAUACUGAGGGCAAAAUUUUUAACUGUGAGAUCUGUAGUGCCAGAUUUGAGAAACAAAUUGAAUUGCGUGAUCAUCUAAAAAUUCACAAACAAAAUAUUUCAAAGACUAACCAAGCUAAUAUGGCUGAUAACCGAACACUUUACAAAUGUCAUUACUGCCCUUACAGCACUUACCUCUUUGUAAAUUACAUAGGACAUGUCAAGAUAGCUCAUUCAAAUGAAUUUCCUAUUCACUGCACAUCCUGCGGAGAUGGAUUUCAGCUUCCGGGUGAACUAAGGAAACAUAAAUGUCAGCAGAGUCAAGGUGGCAGUGUCAUAUCUAGUCAGGGAGAUGAAUAACGUUUUUAAUAUAAAAAUGUUAAAAUAGAACGGUAUUAUAAUUCCCAGCACUGAUAUUCCUCUUGUGCAUAAAUAAUUUUCAUUACACAUUUUCAGUUUGAAGAAUGUGACCUUGGAUAAGGGACAUAUGGUGGAGAGAGUGUUCAAUUCUGGAUUACCAGUAUUGUUUAAAGACUUAUAAAAGUGAGACUCUGUCAUAAAUAAACCUUGUAAAGAUUUUAAAAUAUGGUCAUCAUUUACUGGUGCCCUUUAUUUCUGAUGUGCACCCUGAAUAUCGAAAUAUAUUUUCUGCUGAUUACUAACUGAACAAGUAAUCUACAAGUAUUUAAUAGCAUUUUUCAUCUCCAACUGGACUUAUGUGCAUAUUAACAAUAAAAGAAAAAUUGGUUGGUACUCUUGGUUGGUUGUAAGGGAUGCAUUGCUGACAAAUGAAGUUCUUAAUCUGAGCAAUGCAUCUUAGCAAUUGAAUUAUCCACUUCUGUCAACUUAUGAAAAUUUACAGUUAGAUAUUUUAAAAAUUGGUAAUGCAUCAUUUCAGUGCUUGGUUAAGCCUAGUGGCAAAUUACAAAGAAUUUUCUAUACUUGUGUUCUCUGUGCUGUUGAUUAGUAAUUUUGCUUAGCUGUGUAGGUAGACUUGCAAUAUUCUGAUUUUUUUGGUUGUGGAAACAAAAAUGAAAAAAAAAUUCUUUUCAUAUUAUUAGGAAAAGGAAAUGUAAUUUGUUUCUACUGUAACCUAACAUACUAUACAAUGUGUGAAUGUAAGUACUUUUAUGAAAUUCAUUGAAUCAGCUUAAAAUUCCUUAUGGCUUUAGCAGGUUGUUGGUAAGCCUGUAACUUCCAGGUGAGGUUGUCGAUGGAAUUUCUGUUUCCAGUAGUAUAGGUAUUUGCUUAUUGUACAGACUUUUAAUUUUGUAUUGAUGUUGUCUGCUAACUCAUUACUGUAUUUAGUGGAGGGGUUAUAUUACAGGUUAACUUUCAGUUUUUAAAACAAAUUAUAGUUUAAAUUUCUGUGUAUACUAACAGUAUUAGCCAUGUACUAAUGAUAAUUCAGUGCUGAAUCUUUGAGAUAAUUUCAGUAUAGUUUUGGCUUUUUACUAGCUUCAGUUUGUCUAUUCAACUAUAAAUAUGUUUUGCAGUACUUUCUGUAAGUAUAUGGGUAACCUUUAACAUCAAAAAUCCAGAUGAUGUAUGUUUUGAUAAUGUAUGUUUUGUUAAUGUAAUAAAAUACUAAACAUU
Molecule: messenger RNA, 4342 nt
Organism: Pristis pectinata (smalltooth sawfish)
Lineage: Eukaryota; Metazoa; Chordata; Chondrichthyes; Rhinopristiformes; Pristidae
Product: zinc finger protein 208-like
Exons: 2
Coding region: 953-3106 (717 amino acids)
Biological process (GO): regulation of transcription by RNA polymerase II
Cellular component (GO): nucleus
Molecular function (GO): DNA-binding transcription factor activity, RNA polymerase II-specific; RNA polymerase II transcription regulatory region sequence-specific DNA binding
Source: RefSeq, a predicted model, not a curated record